Messenger RNA from Dendroctonus ponderosae (mountain pine beetle), 1252 nucleotides. RefSeq names its product rRNA methyltransferase 3, mitochondrial. Lineage: Eukaryota; Metazoa; Arthropoda; Insecta; Coleoptera; Curculionidae. The record is from RefSeq and is a predicted model, not a curated record. Gene Ontology annotation, molecular function: RNA binding; RNA methyltransferase activity. The transcript has a single exon. Gene Ontology annotation, biological process: RNA processing. The coding region runs from base 91 to 1212 and encodes 373 amino acids.
UGUGGUAGGGUUAUAAGUUUGUAGAGGUUAAGUAACAGAUCACAGAGUACCUAACCCCUGUAAUCUGUUAGUAAUCAUUUGCGCUGAACCAUGUCGGACUUAUUUCUGCGAGUGAAGCCAACCCUUUACGCUCAAUUGCUUCUGCGGCCGCGUUUUAGCGCAACCCGUCAAGCGUCCAGCGAUGUUUACGAGGGUAGAGUGAAAGCAAUAGGGCCUGAUGGCUGGGUGCCACAUGCCAACCUAGUGAUCAGGUCCGGCAGCAAAACGACCGUGCUCACACCGCGUAAGCCCACAAAGAUGGACAUCCAGCCUGGCGCGUUGCUGGACAGCGAGGGAAACUUGGUGUACACGAAAAUGGAUAACCACGACACCAGAAUCACAAAAAUCAUGUCGCUGGUGAAAACCCCCAGCAAAACCGGGCAGCUGAUGCUUCUGGAAGGGUUGCGGUUGAUUCGAGAGGCUUUGGAAGCGCGUUGCCAAAUGGAAUAUCUUCUGUUCAGCAGGCUGAAGGAGGUGAGCACUUUAAAGCCGUUUCUGCCUAGCAAGGGGCGCCUCUACAAGAUGCCCUAUCGGGAAAUGCAAGUCUGGUCCGACUUGACCACCACUCCAGGUGUAAUGGGGAUUUUCCAAAUUCCCCUGCCAGGUUGGGUUGAAGCCCGCCACCCUCUACCGAUAACCGUCAUAUGCGACAACGUCAGGGAGCCAGGAAAUGUUGGGGCCAUUCUGCGCACUUGCAGCGGCGUGGGGUGCUAUCAAGUGAUCCUCACCAAAGGCUGCGCCCAUCUAUGGGAGUCCAAAGUGUUGCGCAGCGCCUGCGGAGCGCACUUUCGCGUAAAAACCACCCCCAAUCUACAGUGGGAGAAGAUAGCCGAGCAGCUGCCCCCGGGGGCCCACGUUUUCAUAGCCGACAAUAACUCUGUAUCAGCUACCAGUGGCGGUGUGAAGUCGGUGCGCGAGUUGGCCGCCAACAUCCCCGUUUUGUCCUACUCGGCGGUAAAUUUUAAGGGCGCGGGCCAUGUAGUGCUGGUGAUUGGGGGCGAAACCGAGGGAGUGAGUGCGGAGGCCUACAACUUAGCCAGCCGGUUCAAUGGGGCGCGGAUCAACGUGCCGUUGAGCAAUGGCGUGGACAGCCUGAACUCGGGUACCGCUUUGGGGGUCGUGGCCUUUGAAGUGAAGCGCCAAUUGACCAAGCAAAGAUUGUGUUUAAUGUAAAAAAUGAAACAAUUUUAAAAAAAUUACAAAAAUAUUUGAA